UGUAGGGGCGCGGCCAGGCGAGCGGGUCCGGCGCGCGGGCCGCGGUGGCGCCGGCCUGAGCCCCGAUGGACGCGCAGCCGCUCGGGCCCGACGCCGUGCUGGGCUUCCUGGCGGAGCGCGGGGGCCGGGCGCCGCACGCCGAGCUGGUGCGGCACUUCAGGGCCGCCCUGGGCGGAGAGGCCGAGCAGCGCGCCCGCGCGCGCGCCCACUUCAAGGACCUGGUCAAUGCCGUGGCCACGGUGCGCACCGACCCCGCCGACGGCACCAAGUACGUGCAGCUCAAGCGCCAGUUCCGCGAGGGCUCGCCGCCCGCCGGGGCGGGGGCCGCGGGCGACGGCCGCGCCCCGGGCCCCGCCGCCCCGCCCGCCCCGCUCGAGCCCCGCCAGGACCCCGCGCCGGGCGCCCGGUCCCCGCAGCCUCGGCGGGGCGGCCCCGCGGCGGGCGGCGGGCGCGCGCGGGGCGGCGGCGAGCCGGACGCGGCGUCUGCGGGCCCGGCGGCCGAGGACGAGGGCGGCGGCGCGGUGACGCUGGACCCGCUGGAGCACGCCUGGAUGCUGUCGGCCGCCGACGGCCGCUGGGACAGCCUGGAGGGGCUGCUGGGCUGCGAGCCCGCGCUGCUGACCAAGCGCGACUUCAUCACCGGCUACAGCUGCCUGCACUGGGCCGCCAAGCACGGCCGGCACGAGCUGCUGGCCAUGCUGGUCAGCUUCGCCGGCCAGCACCGGCUGCCCGUGGACAUCAACGCCCGGACGAGCGGGGGCUACACCGCCCUGCACCUGGCGGCCAUGCACGGCCACGUAGAGGUGGUGAAGCUGCUGGUGGGCGCCUACGACGCGGACGUGGACGCCAGGGACUACAGCGGGAGGAAGGCCUCGCAGUACCUGAGCCGCGGCACGGCCGAGGAGAUCCGGAGCCUGGUGGGCGCCCUGGAGGAGGAGGCGCCGGAGGGCGGCGCGGCGGGCGGCGGGAGCGGCCGCUGGCGGCUCUCUCGGGUCCUGCCCGCGCACCUGCUCGCCCACCGGCCCGCGCACGCGGCCGAGGACGCCGGCGACCUCCCGCACUCCGGGCUGGAGGGGGGCGCGGCGCGCAGGGGCCCCCACGCCGCGCGCGCCAGGCCCCGGCUUGGCAGACUCCGCUUCCGGACGCAGGGGGUCCCGGGCGCGGCACCCUGCAGGCCGCCGGAGCCGCCCCCAGACGAGGAGGAGGAGGACGAGGAGGAGGGGGAGCGGGCGCCCCGCGGACAGGCGUCCGCGCUCAGACUCAGACCCAAGUCCAGUGUGUUCGGGUAGGGCGGUUCGGCUCUUCCCGCACGCACACAGCCGGGCGCCGGCCGGGGGGUCUGGAGAGUCACCCCGUGCUGGGUCGUGGGGGGCGCGUAGGCCGCAUCCGAGUCCGAGCUCGGCGCUGUGUCCACCCCGGUUCCGUUUCUGGGUGUGAGCGGGUGCUUAGUCGGGGCAGGAGGCGCGGGUGGGAUGCCUUCGUGUCGGCUUCAGUGGUUACACUCCCAGGAACAAAGAAUCUCAAGUUGUCUGAAACAAAGCUGCGUGCUGUUCUGGAUUGUUUCGCUGUUUUACUACUGAAGGUCAAGUUGGUUGAAACUAAGAAAUGCUAAGAGAAUAUAAUGUUGAGGGGGUGGGAGAAUCUUGUUGGUGUCCUACUUGGUCAAUUGUCUCGGCUUUACUCAUGGAAGAAGUAGGCAGUGUUCACUUGAGUUCAUCUGUAGUAUGGCUUUCUCGAAACUAUCGUUAACACCCUGGUCCUCGGUAUUAAGGAAAACAAUUAACAAAUCUGUAUCUAAAGAAAACUCUUAACAAGAACCCACGGUACUCUGGAAGUGCUUCCUCUGCUUCUGAUCAUAACUUGUUUUCUCCUCUGAAAGUCCAAACGUGCUGAGCUUGUUGUCCAGGGGAACCGUGUAGCCAUUGGUCAUUUUUUUCAUGACCCUAUUUAAUGAGUUGCUUAUAGAAAUCAUUUCUAGUGAAAUUACUAAGAACAGGAAUAAAUCAUAUUGAGCCUGUGCUUCUGUGAAGUAAUUCAGCAGAGUGAUUUUUAUGUAAGGUACAGUUUUUAUUUUACUAUAAAGUACAACUCGUGAUUGCUCUGUGGCAGUGCUUGAAAUACUAAAUCCUUUCAAUUUUCCAUAUUUACUAGAAUAUAUUCUAAACUUACAGUAAAGUUACUGAAAAGCUGAGUAGUAAAUCUGCUUAGUUAAAAAUAGCACUUUAUAAAAGAGAAAAGAGAACAGAUGGGUCUAUUUCUAUCCUUAAGUGCUGCUGGCUAUUGAAUCCCUCUGCAUAUAUAUAUGGAAAAUAGCAUUCAUUAAAUACUUAAAUGCAGUUCUUAAUUACAUUUCACUAAAAUAUAUUAAGACAAUGUAUUUAUAGUUAUUUAAAAGUUUAACUUACAAGCAUAUUAAAUCAACUCUGACAUGAUUCAAAACAACUUUUGUGGGAGACUAAUUACAAGGCUUUCUCCCUUGGUCUUUUUGGUCUCUUAAUUGCUGAAACAUAAGGACCUUUUCACCUAUAGACAUUACUUACGGCUUGGAGCUUGACUAGAUCAAAAUGAAUUGCACAGAGCUACAAUGUCUAACAUUCACAAGCUAUCAAUUUCCCAAAUCGCAGAAAUAUUUAACAAGUUUGUCAAAUGUCUAGAGGGAAUUAUGUUUAAAAACUAAUGAAAAAUAUUCACAGAGCAUAUAUAAACUAGCCUUUUGUGUGCCUUUGAUUUAGAAUUAUUAAAAUGGACCAUGUUCAUAUGAUAAGCACUUUUAUCUAUACAUGUAGGAUACACUCUACUUUUGUAUACAGUCUACUGUUGUGUAAAUUACAAAUAGUUAUUCUUGGGCCAGAGAGAUUAGCUCAGAAAAGUUGGUACAGGUUUGCCCGCACACUCAGUCCCCAGCACCCAGUAGUCCUCCAUUAGGGGUGACUUCUGGAUAGCUUUGGAGCACUGCCAGAUGUGGCUCAGAAAACAAAAUGAAACCAAAAAAAUUAUUAUUUGAAAGUGAACAUUCUUGUAUAUGCUUACCUGUAUCUGGUGCAGAAUAAGCUAUAUUUCCACUGAAGAAUAUUACAUGUCUGACGUGAAAAACUAAAGUGAAAUUUAAGAUUAGACACUUCAGAACAGUCUAAGUGCCCUCUUAAAUGGUCAGUAUUAAACUUCUGUGUAUGUUAAUAACUAGCACAAAAGUCUAUAAUUUGCUACAUAUUUAGGUAUUGAGUCAGUCUUUAAAUUGCUUUUCACAUUCAGAAUUUUUACUUUCUCUGUAGGAUAUACUUUAAAAAGAAAUCAUUCCUGAGAGGAACUACUUAUAGCAUUCUUUGUAAUGAUGUGCUCAUUCUCAGGAAUUUAACCUUUUUUAAAGCUACUUAACAUUCCUCCUAUUUUUUUAUUUCCAAAUCAAGAUUAUUAAAAAGCAAGUUGCUUGUGAGUUUUGGUAUUUGCGGAGUAGUGCCUGCUAUUCAUAGAAAUACGGGCAUAAGUUAUUAGAUGUUUGUUAAUGUGAAACUGGCAAAGCCCAUGUAUGUCUUACAUAUUUCUUGUAGGUACAUUGAGACUAAUGAAUGUCACAGUUCUCUUCCUUUUUUGUUACAUAAACUAUAGCUAAUUUGAAAACCUGGUACUAUUUUGUUCAUGCCUGAAAUCUAAAAUCUUGCAAUCCAGGGUGCCUUGUGUCUUAUAUUUUAAAUAAAUGAAACUCUAGGAUUUUAAAAUGUAAAUCUGUAGUGUUUGUUUUGUCAGAAUAAAAGGUAUGCAGGA
Messenger RNA from Sorex araneus (European shrew), 3762 nucleotides. It is a transcript of the gene SOWAHC, whose product is annotated as sosondowah ankyrin repeat domain family member C. Gene Ontology annotation, molecular function: protein binding. The transcript has a single exon. NCBI's taxonomy places the organism in Eukaryota, Metazoa, Chordata, Mammalia, Eulipotyphla, Soricidae. The coding region runs from base 66 to 1289 and encodes 407 amino acids. The record is from RefSeq and is a predicted model, not a curated record.